Girardinichthys multiradiatus is the source of this 1133-nucleotide messenger RNA. RefSeq lists its product as uncharacterized. The coding region runs from base 16 to 654 and encodes 212 amino acids. Gene Ontology annotation, molecular function: calcium ion binding; structural constituent of muscle. The transcript has 7 exons. The record is from RefSeq and is a predicted model, not a curated record. NCBI's taxonomy places the organism in Eukaryota, Metazoa, Chordata, Actinopteri, Cyprinodontiformes, Goodeidae. Gene Ontology annotation, cellular component: myosin II complex.
UUCAGGUCACCUGGGAUGUUAGGAAUGGCUCCUAAAAGAGAACCCUCUAUUAAAAAGUCUCCUUCACCAGUGGCUGAACCACGACUGGGUCCGCCUUACCCCUGUUUGCCUACAGCACCUGCAGCUUCAAAACCGAUUCCAGAGCAGAAGCCAAGGAUGUUGCGUCCUUCUGAUUCACCAUUCGACCCCAGCAAUUUGGAGAUUGAGUUUAACCUGGAUCAGAUUCAUGAAUUUAAGGAGGCCUUCCUGCUGUUCGACAGGACAGGAGAUGGAAAGAUCAGCUACAGCCAGUGUGGGGACGUGAUGCGGGCCCUGGGACAGAACCCUGUCAACGCCGAGGUGCUGAAAGUGCUGGGCAACCCCAAGUCUGAGGAAAUGAACACCAAGAUGCUCGACUUUGAGCAGUUCCUGCCCAUGUUCCAGGCCAUCGCCAAAAACAAAGAUCAGGGGUCCAUGGAGGACUUCGUGGAAGGACUCCGUGUGUUUGACAAGGAGGGCAACGGCACUGUAAUGGGGGCAGAACUACGUCAUGUGCUCACCACGUUAGGUGAGAAAAUGUCAGAAGAGGAAGUGGAGACACUCUUGGCUGGGCAUGAAGAUGCAAAUGGAUGCAUCAAUUAUGAAGCAUUUGUUCGUCACAUCAUGUCAGGCUGAGGGCCGAAUUGGUCCGGAUGGUUAUGAACGGAUGAGGAUGAAGACGUCACCUUUUUUUCCGUUCCUCAGAAUCACAUUCCUAUAUUUUUCCAUUUAGCUUUGUCAGUUCACCCCAACCUUUUCAUCAGUUUAUUUUGCAGUUUUAAUUUAAAAAGUGCCUUUAUAUUCCCUAGAGAAGACCAUAAAGCACCAUUUUUAGAUAUAUUGAUAUGAAUAAGCCCUUGUAUUCAUUGAGCAAUAUUUGCGCUUGCAUAGUUUGUAACCUUUCAAAUGCAACAUGAACUGUAACGAUGUAACUAAAAUUGGACAAGACAAUAAUAAAUAUUAUAUAUACAUAUACCUAAGACUUGCUUUGGCUGAAAUGUCCCUGAUUGAUAAUUGAAAAUAUCAAACUAUGUAAUUGUAAACAUUUUACUUGAGUUCCCAUGUUAUGAAUUUGGCCCAAAAAUUUGCAUUUAAAUAAAUGUGUUUUCCUGAAA